Molecule: messenger RNA, 4171 nt
Organism: Acipenser ruthenus (sterlet)
Lineage: Eukaryota; Metazoa; Chordata; Actinopteri; Acipenseriformes; Acipenseridae
Product: potassium voltage-gated channel subfamily S member 2-like
Exons: 2
Coding region: 344-1777 (477 amino acids)
Biological process (GO): protein homooligomerization; potassium ion transmembrane transport; regulation of delayed rectifier potassium channel activity
Cellular component (GO): voltage-gated potassium channel complex; membrane
Molecular function (GO): protein binding; voltage-gated potassium channel activity
Source: RefSeq, a predicted model, not a curated record
UUUCCUGAGAGCCUCAGUAUAAAAACCUUCAGGGGAGGGAUGAGACAUAACAGAAAGAUUUGCGCCUGAUAUUUAUAUGUAGUUGAUAAUGUAAAAGAACAAAAAAUAGGACAUUUGCAGAGGGGAAAAAAUGAUCGCGUUGAUCGUAUCCAGACAUUUAAUAAACACUUUCCACAAAUAACAAAACUGACACCAGAACAAAAAACGGCUUGGAAUCUGCAAUAUCUAAAGGAAAAUAAAUCCGCGGACUAACUCGAGUUAAACUGCUUGAUGCUUCCCACCACACAGUAAAUAGCUUUUAUUUCAGACCGGUUUCCUGCGUAUCUGAAUUCUGCAUCUCAGCAUGACAGGUCUGAGUCUGGAAGACCUAACAGUUUUGAAUUUUGAAAACAAUGAAAUAAGCAUAAAUGUGGGAGGCUUUAAGAAGAAGCUGAGGUGGAACACCCUGUCCCGAUUUCCUGAAACCAGGCUGGCCAGGUUGCUGAGCUGCCAGUCCAAAGAGUCUAUACUAGAACUGUGUGAUGAUUAUGAUGACACGGAAAAGGAGUUUUACUUUGACAGGAACCCUGCCCUGUUCCCUUAUGUUUUAAAUUUCUACAACACCGGCAGGCUUCAUGUGAUGGCGGAGCUCUGCAUUUUCUCUUUCAGCCAAGAGAUAGAAUACUGGGGCAUAAACGAGUUCUUCAUUGACUCCUGCUGCAGCACCAUGUACCAUGGCAGGAAAAUAGAGCCAGAACAACAGGAUUGGGAUGAUAAAAGCGAAGAAGAGAGCACCACGUCUUCCUUCGACGAGAUCCUUGGCUUCUACAAUGAUGCUUCUAAGUUUGAUAAUCAGCCCCUGGGGAAUAUCAGGAGGAGGAUCUGGUUAAUGCUGGACAACCCUGGCUAUUCUAUCCUGAGUAGGAUAUUCAGCUUCCUUUCAAUAUUGGUGGUCCUGGGGUCUAUAGCUACCAUGUGUAUGAACAGUAUGUCUGACUUUCAGAAAUUUGACAGUGAAGGGAAACAAGUAGAGGACCCCAUGUUUGAAAUGGUGGAGCACUUUGGAAUUGGGUGGUUCACGUUUGAGUUGGUGGCGAGAUUUGCAGUUGCACCAAGUCUUAUCAGAUUCUUUGAACACCCUUUAAAUCUCAUAGACCUGAUGUCAAUCUUACCUUUUUAUUUGACUCUCUUCAUCAACCUGGUGGUAGAGAGCAGCCCGGCGCUUGCAAACCUUGGACGUGUGGCUCAGGUUCUGAGACUCAUGAGGAUCUUCCGGAUCUUGAAACUUGCUAGACAUUCAACAGGGCUUAGAUCCCUUGGCGCCACACUCAAGAACAGUUACAAAGAGGUCGGCCUCCUUCUGCUGUAUUUAUCUGUUGGGGUCUCCUUUUUCUCGGUGGUAGCCUACACCAUUGAAAAAGAAGAAAACGAUGGACUGACCACCAUCCCUGCCUGCUGGUGGUGGGCCACGGUCAGCAUGACCACAGUGGGCUAUGGAGAUGUGGUCCCAGGAUCCAUAGCAGGCAAGCUAACCGCAUCUGCCUGCAUAUUAGCAGGGAUCCUGGUGGUAGUGCUUCCCAUCACGCUCAUUUUCAACAAGUUUUCCCACUUCUACAAAAGACAAAAACAACUGGAAUCUGCAAUGAGGAGCUGUGACUUUGACGAGGGAAUAAAGGAGGUGCCUUCUAUUAAUCUGAGGAACUAUUAUGCACACAAAGUGAAAUCCUUAAUGGCAAGCCUUUCAAAUAUGAGCCGGACUUCACCCAGUGAUCAGAGCCUUAACAAUUCAGUACUUUGAAGGUGACCAAAGCAAAGGUCGGCGUAAGAGGUAGUGUACUUUGUGUCAUAAUAUUUAAUUUAAAUGGGAUGCAUGGACAAGGGGAACCUCAAGUAAAUCAAGGUAAAAAAACCCCAAAAAACUGGUACUUUGUGUUGUGUACAGAUGUAACCAACUAAAGACGUCAGCAAAUUGGAAAAGAUUUUCUUUAUUACACUGUUGCAAAACUGCAUGAGGAGCAUCUCCAAAUACAUCAAUGAGUGGCUGCUAUGUACAGUUCUAAAUUAUAUCAUAAUCUUAUGGAACCACUGUAAAUAUGUGUUUUAUGUUUUGACAGUACAAAGAAAUAAUGUAUAGCACAGGCAAUUUCGUAUUGACAAUGGACUGUAGAAAUACAGUUGGGUCAGUAACUUCUUGUUCAAGCACAUUAAAAUGAUAAAAUGGUAUACCUGAGGUAAAUGGGCAGCAUUUUAUAUCCUGUUGAUGAAGUGCAUUAUUCACCAAUAUGGUAGAAUACAAUUUAAUUUUGAAAAACGUGGGACUUGUCCCCUGGAGAUGCAAGCAACAAAUGAGGUGUUGAAUCAAAUGUACGAGUAACAAAUAUUUUUACAAAGCAGUUAGGAAUUCAAAUGGGCUCAUUUUGUGUUCAUUUUACCCUUAUAAAAGUUUACCAUAGUAAAAGCAUAGCAAAGUGUAAUAAAGCAAUGUGAAAGCAUGGUAGAGCAUUGCAAAGCCCAGAGCAGUAUGGCAAAGCAUAUUAAAAACAUUGCAAAACAUGUUAAACUGUAAUAAAUGCAUAGUAUAACCAUGGGAAAACGCAAAAGUACCGUGCAAAAAUACCAAGGUCAAAUUUUAGAAGGCUAGUUUGGUUACUUAUGAUCUUUGUUCCAAAAAAGUAACUUACAGGUUGGUAAUUAUUUUUGGUCUUUUCACAGUGUGCUAGUAUUUCACAAGUGUGAUUCACUGCCCUAAAAACAAAGCUUUUAAGUUACUUUCAAUCAAUCAAGCUUUAUUUUUAUAUAGCGCCUUUCACGAUAGAUCACCGCAAAGCGCUUUACAAGGAUAUAAACAUUAAUAAAUACUACUAAAAGGGUAAGAAAACAUUUUAAGUUAUAUAAACUAGAUUAUAGAAAUGUGUCUUUUAAAAGGCAGCAACAGUGGGAGCUUUCCUUACUGGGCUAGGCAGGACAUUCCAUAAUUUAGGGGCUUUUUGGGUAACUAAAGUGGCAUCCUGUGAUUGGAGUGAGCGUCUAGGAACACAUAGGGUUAAAAGAUAAUUUAAGUAAGAUGGGGCACAGCCAUUUAAAGCCUCAUAGGUUAAAAGCAGCUUAAAAUAUUUCCUAAACCUGACAGGAAGCCAGUGCAAAGAUGCUUGCACAGGGUAAUGUGUUCUUGUCUCUGUUAAAACUCUAGCAGCAGCAUUUUGUACAAGUUCCAGACCAGAAAUAACAUGACUAUGAAUACCAGAGAAUAGGGCAUUACAGUUAUCAGUCCUUGAAGAUACCUCUGUUUUACUGCAUUAACAGUUUGCUAGCUCAUAAUGACAUCCAACUGUUACUGUAUUAAAUCUAGAUCAUUUGUCAGGAGAACUUGCAUUAUAAAAUAUUCCAACAUUUAUGGAUAACAGAAAAUGAGGCAAUGCCAGUACAAGAGCACCUGUGGGUUAUCAUGGUUUACUUCAGCCCAUUUCAUAAAAAUGUACAACUCAAAGCAGAGAUAAAAGGUAUUUUUCAACACAAUUAUUUAAAAGCUUGGUCAGGAUUCAGAUCUGUGGCUAUUUUCUUAUUUGCUGAAGGAAGUGUAACAGACAUAACUAGUUUAAGCCUCCUUCUAUUCCACCAGCACAGAUCCGUGCUUUCACGUACUGCUGUUGCAUACUGUACUUCCUAGCACAGGGGAUAAGACACCAUUUAAAAGGGAUGACUUAAAAAAAAAAAAGUAUUUAUUUUUAUUUUUUAAAUUAAUAAACCUUAGUAAGCCUAUAACAUGUAUUUGUUGUUGCUGGUACCAUGUAAUAAUCUACUGUUAUAUUAUGCAAUAUAAAAUCUGAAAACUGUAUCUGGUAAUUGUUCGUCUCGGUUUUACUGUAAAAUAGGGUUUUAUUAACUUAUAAAUAUUAGAAACAGACAUCGCUGUGUCAUCAGCUGAAUGUGUUUUUCAAACGUGAGUGACAUGUUGAGCAGCAUGGACAAUUGAAUUAACUUUAAAAAACAGCAUGCGCUGUGUUGUAUGCGUAACCAUGAAUUGUGUUGUUUCAUGUUUAUAAAAACUGUUGGUUCGAUAAUUUGCUUAAAGUUGUCCCAAAUCACCAGCAGUAAAUAAAAUGUUAAAAUAAUAAAGAAAAUUACAUUUUGUUGUGCACAUUAAUUUUUGGUAGAGAUGUGCAAACAAAAACUACACGGUAGGCUUUCACUA